AUUUAUCACAAGCACACAGCGACUUUCUGCUUAUCAUAAGUCAUGGCCGUGGCCCUGCCGCCCGGCGAAAUUACUGUGACACUACAUUGCGCAAGAGAUCUCAAGGACGCGGAUUGGUUCGGCAAGCAGGAUCCAUACGUGAAAUUCAAGUGCGGCAAUGUGGAGUACCGGUCCAACACGCACCACCAGGGCGGCACCAAUCCCGUGUGGAACCAGACCUUUGUUUUCAAGGUUGACCAGGAGACGGAGCUGGACUUUGAGGUGUAUGACGAGGACGCGGGCAAGAUGGACGACUUCCUGGGCAGGGGCAAGGUGGGGCUGGUGGGCGUGCGCACCGCGGCCUCGCGCAAGGAAGAUCUGGAGGCUCCCAUCUUUCGCCGGAUCAGCAAGAAGCAGCAGGGGCACCUGAAGCUCACCAUCAGCUUCCUGCCCUACGCCGCAAUGAGCACGCGCGUGGCGUCCAAACUGCCGACGGCAUCUGUGCCGCUGGAGGUUGCGGCGCUGCCGGCGGGCAGCGCUACCGCGGCGGCGGCGGCGCUGCAGGAGCGGACGUCCUUGCCCGCAGGCGUGGUGCCGCCUGGCCAAGCGCCCGACCCACACCCGUCCUACGAGCCCACGUGCGGCCUCAUCCAGCCUCGCCCCGACCAGUUGCUGCCCUGCCACACCUCCAGCAGAAACGGCCGGGCCUCCAGCAGCAGCGGCUUCACCGAAGUGCCGUCGGAGGCGCCACAGCAGCAACAAGCAGCAGACCCACACGCGGCGGCGGCGGCGGCGGCGGCAGCAGCAGCAGCAGCGGCGGCUGGCGCCGCGGGCGCCCCCGCCCCUGCGGGCUACGCUCCUUACCCGCCCCCUCCUGCGCCGCACCAGGCGCCGCCUACCGCACCGCCACAGGCGGGGGCGCCGCCGCCUGGGGGACAGCCGCAGUCGCAGCCGCCGGCAGCGGCGCCCGUAGGCGCACUGCCGCCGGCUGGCUACCCGCCGCAGCAGCCGGCAGGCUACGGCGCGCCACCGCAGCCAGCGGGCUAUGGCGCACCGCCACAAGCAGCACCCGGCGGCUAUCCGCCGCAGCCCGCCGGGUACCCGCCGGCUCCCGGCGGCUACCCGCCGCAGCAACCGCCGCCGUACGGAGCGCCCGGCGGCGGUUACUCCGGUUACCCGCCAGCUGCCUAUCCUGGCUAUCCCCCGCCACCGGCUCCUGGCGGCUACCCCGGUUAUCAGCCACAGGCGGCGUACCCGGGUUACCCGCCGGCUCCGUAUGGCGCGCCGCCACCGCAGGCACCAGGCGGCUAUCCGGCGUACCCGGGUUACGGGGCGCCACCGCCUGCGUACGGUGGGGCGCCGCCUCCGGCUGGCUACUUGCCGCCCUACCCGCACGCUUGAGCGCUGGGGUCGUCUUGGAGCGGGCGGGGUGCUGCUUGAGUUGGGGGCGGGGGCUGUGGACCUGCCGAUUAAGCACUGCGUGGCGUCGUCGGCAGCGCAGGCCCACCUCCGUACAGAGCCAAAGGCGGCUGUUGUGCGUGUGCCAGUGUACUGUGGGCGCGUUGAGGUUGACUUCCUUUGUAACGGACACACCCUUUAUACACAACAUCAAGAAUCGAGCACGCUGUCCGUUACAGUGCCCUCCGCGGAUGCGACAUGCUCCCAUCCGUGGCUCUCGCCAACGCGGCGUCCCUACACGCCGAAGCAAUGUGUUGAGUUAGCUGUGUAAGGUGGCUCUAUGAGUAGCUAGGCUGUUGAGGUUCCAAACACUUCGUAACUGCAUGCGUCGCUGGGCAGUUGCCCGUGGCAGUUGCCCGCGCGAUGUUGUGUGUAAGGACUGCGGAAGCAAGUAGCGUGCGUGCAUGGAUCAUCAGUGUAAGCGUGUAGUGCUCUUGUGAACACGCGAUACUAUCUGACUAUAUCAUGUCUUGUAUGCAUGCUUGAGUCAUUACGUUGCAAAUUAUUUGCUGUGACGACCUCGGUCCACGACUGCGGCUGUCGCAUUCAUAUAUUGCGCUUUCCGUGCUUCGGCAUGGUAGGCUAUGUCCGGCUAUGUUGCCAGUGCAGUUGCGGCCGUGCUUCCACUGGGCAGACACUGACGUCUGCCUGAUGCCAUGAUCCCCUUUGAUUGUUAUCUGGCGCUUCGAAAGGGCACCUUGAUGAUGGCCUUCAUUGUAACCGGUACGUUCCUGCCAGCGACGGCACGAGCAACCCAGAAGUUGAUGCAGUGCCGCUCCCCUCCCCUCUCCUGGCUGACCCCGAUGAUGGCACACCUUCUCAGGGCUUGCAUCUUCGGGGAGCGGCAAGAAGCGGGUCCUUAUGCAGGCCCACGGGCGAGAAGGUUUGGGCAUUUUCGGGGUACCUUCUCGCCGCGUUGGGCUGCAUUCAGUCCCCGAGAAUCGCCCAGUACCCCUUCCUGGGGGGGAGGGGAUACGCCGAUACGGGAACGAAGGCUUGGAAAUGAGUGGC
Messenger RNA from Chlamydomonas reinhardtii, 2448 nucleotides. RefSeq lists its product as uncharacterized. Bases 43 to 1380 code for a protein of 445 amino acids. NCBI's taxonomy places the organism in Eukaryota, Viridiplantae, Chlorophyta, Chlorophyceae, Chlamydomonadales, Chlamydomonadaceae. The record is from RefSeq and is a predicted model, not a curated record. The transcript is spliced from 6 exons.